AUGGCUUUCACCGAGGUUUUACAACAGCGUAGUGACAAAGCCUACUUGCACCUCCGAGGGGCUGCUGCGUUGAUGGUUGGUCAAGGGAAUGGAAGCUCAGCUGCCGUUACUCAAGAUGAGGGAAUGUCAACCUUGUUUGAGAAGCUCGACCUUCAUACCGCAACAUACGUCCUCACUCGCUCCCCAGGCCUACCAUCAUUGCACCCGGCGACGCCACAUUCGAUGCCAGUAUCGCCCGAUCGGACGCUAUACAGAAUACUGCAUGCUUGUUAUCACUUUAUCUCGACAGCGCAGCAGUACAAAUAUACCAACUCGUCACUAAUCCCCUCCAACAUACUCAUUGAGCAGGGAAGGCAUCUCGGGAACUUGAAACAGUGGCUGUCGUGUCACCAGCUCGGCCCUUCGCGCCCAGCCGCUGAUCCACAGAGCGAGCAGCUAAUCAUCCUUCGCGCUCAGUGUCUUGCUGGGCUAAUAUCGUCUGCCAACGUUCUUCAACCAUAUGAAACAGCCUAUGACAAAUAUGAACGCGAGUUCAAGGAGAUUAUCACGCUGGCAGAGGCACUUUUCGAGAUACAAUCCGAGGUCAUAAAAUCCCCAGAAUAUUCUGGUGACCUGCCUCAUUUCGCUCCAGAAAUGGGCAUCAUUCAGCCGCUAUUUCUGGCUGCCCUGAAGUAUAGGCAUCCUUUCUGGCGCCGCAAAGCUCUGAACCUGCUCCAGAAAAGCGGAAGGGAAGGUCCAUGGUGUGGUGUAAUCGAGGCUGCGGUGAUCAAGGUCGCCAUAGCGGCCGAAGAAGCAAUACCGAGCGACCUACAGUCUACGGAUAAACCAGAGAAAGCUGUCGUCCAUCGUCCGAGCAGCAUUCCUGAAAUCCAGAGGGUCCAUCUUUGUUGGAUAGUUGGAUAUGUGGCUCGAAAAGAGGAUAACAGGAUCGGCAUGGGCGUAGGCCCAGGAACUCAGGCCAAGUUUGCGAAGGUCCAAUUGUGCAAGCGUCUCAAUCUGGACGGCAUUCUAGAUGACGAAAACAGAGGGCCUUACGCUCGUCAAUGCCCACCUCUUGGUCCCGUCUUACCACCCCCAAAGCGGCCCAGCCAACACCCUGCUGUGAAAGCUGCCAUCGAGGGCAUUAUCGCGUCUCUCGAAGCACAAACAGCAGGCUUCAACUACUCUGCCGUCUCUGUUGGAGUUCGGUCUAUUCACGAGGACACGCCUUUCCUGGACUUCCACCAUACUCCGCCUAGCCCAGCCUCGAAGCGUGGUGCCAAAGAGGUUGAUACCAACACGGUGUAUCGCCUUGGAAGUGUUUCAAAGCUGUUUGCAAUGCUGGCGGCACUGAAACUGGCUGAAGAUGGCGUGCUAAGUAUGAACGACCCUGUUGGACGGUGGAUCCCAGAGCUUUCAGGACGUGACAGCGAUCCUGAGUCUGAAGAUGAGCUUGAUCGGAUCGAGUGGCAGGAUGUGACUGUGGAAGCUGUUGCAGCACAUCUCUCGGGGAUUGGUGGAGACAUGAGUGGUGAUCUUGCCAGCUUUGAUGCCGGCUGGGAGGCUCUUGGUCUUCCAAAAGCUUCUCCAGAGACAAAGACCCAGGCAUGCUCAGGAAAUGGAGGGCUUCGUCCUUGCACCCGCGAAGACCUUCUGGAGGCAUUUCAGCAUAGACGUCCACCGGUGUACCCGCCAGGUCACAUACCUGUGUAUUCCAAUGCCGGUACGGGAAUCGUUGGCCUUGUUGUGGAAGCGGCCGCAAACAAGACGUUCGAGACAUCUCUCCGCGAUUUGGUCCUGGAACCUUUGGCUCUGCGGGAUACAAGUGUUGGGACCGUGCCCGAAAAAUCUGAUCAAAUGUUCAUACCUGCCGGAAGCACUGAUUGGGAUAUGGACCUGGGAAUCUUUGCACCUGCCGGUGGAAUGAACUCUAACACCAAAGAUUUGCUGUCUUUCAUGACUGGCAUCUUGAAAAACUCGGCUCUUUCUCCAUCAUCAACACGCCGCUGGCUCAAGCCAGCUUCUUUUCUCUCAGCCUGGAACAGUGCUGUUGGUGCCCCUUGGGAGAUCUACCGCGUCGACAACCUGACCAGCGACGGCCGAAUCAUUGAUCUAUACACCAAAGGCGGAUCUCUUACCAGCUAUUAUUCUGCACUGGCACUUGUGCCGGAUUUGGGCUUUGUCGUUUCGGUUCUCGCUGCUGGACCUGAAGUCAUUGGCCUUUGGCCAUCAUUGGCAAGUCUCCAGGCAAUGGAGGCCUUGAUCCCUGCCAUGGAUUUUGCAGCCAAGGAUGAAGCUAAGAAGAGGUUCGCGGGGACACAUACAGACAAGGGGAGCGGCUCACAUCUCACGUUAUUUUUGGAUGACGGUCCAGGUCUGGUGCUGAGCGACUGGGUCAUCCGAGACUUUGAGGUGUUGCCAAACCUCGGUCGUUACAAUCCUGCAACCAUGAACGCUACCACCGGGUCAAACUUGACGAGUGUGAGAAUGUUCCCGACGGGUAUUGAAAACGCCCGUCGGUCAGCAUGGAGGGCUACAUUCCCCGCCUUCACAGACGAAGAAGCCAAGGUGAUUGAUGGGAGCACAUCUAUUCGGGAUGCUUCGUGCGUCACCUGGCGUAUGGUGGAUCGAUUGAUCUACAAUGGCCUUUCGAUGGAUCAUUUCGAGUUCCAGUUUGGAGAGGAUGGCGAGACUGCGACGAGUAUCAAGUGCAAGGGUUUUGAUGUCGAGCUGACGAGGGACUCGGACGGCCCUCAGGAUUACGAGAUAUAA
This is a messenger RNA of Fusarium keratoplasticum, 2751 nucleotides long. RefSeq names its product Zn(2)-C6 fungal-type domain-containing protein. Bases 1 to 2751 code for a protein of 916 amino acids. Lineage: Eukaryota; Fungi; Ascomycota; Sordariomycetes; Hypocreales; Nectriaceae. The record is from RefSeq and is a predicted model, not a curated record. The transcript has 5 exons.